Messenger RNA from Pestalotiopsis fici W106-1, 2403 nucleotides. RefSeq lists its product as uncharacterized. Gene Ontology annotation, molecular function: DNA-binding transcription activator activity, RNA polymerase II-specific; RNA polymerase II cis-regulatory region sequence-specific DNA binding. The coding region runs from base 1 to 2403 and encodes 800 amino acids. The transcript is spliced from 3 exons. NCBI's taxonomy places the organism in Eukaryota, Fungi, Ascomycota, Sordariomycetes, Amphisphaeriales, Sporocadaceae. Gene Ontology annotation, biological process: regulation of transcription by RNA polymerase II. The record is from RefSeq and is a predicted model, not a curated record. Gene Ontology annotation, cellular component: nucleus.
AUGUUUCGACAAAGGACAAGUUCGCAAAAGCCCGGCGAAGACCUGCUCGCCAACUUCCGACAGCAGUUUCCCCAAGUAUCGACUGCGGGAUCGUCGACGUUGGCAGCCACGCAAACCACAGGAGCGCCCGACAAUACUCUUCUCGUCGCUGGCGCGGCCCAGUUGGAGAGACGCCAGAGCCUGAAUCAAGAUGCAUUUCGUGAUCAGGAUCCAACGCCUCGCGCAUCUGCGGAGCCAUGGCGCUUCACGCCGUCGCUACUCGAUCCAAACUCCUUUUCCUUCUCGGCAUUCGCCAAUCAGCCCCCGGGCUAUUACACGCCUACGCCCGGUGGAACCAACACCAUCUAUCACCCUCAGGCUGGCGACCUGCACACGCCCACAUUGAGCCUCGGCAUGGGAUUGGGCACUCCUCUGUCCAUGCCCACGAGCGAGGGUGCCAUGCAUUCUGGAGCGCCCAUGAUGGACCUUGGACACUUCCACCAGCACCAAGGCAUGCCGCCGCAUCACUUUCAACAUUUCAACCCAUUCGUCCAGGCUGCGCCGCCGCAGGCCUCGUAUGCCCCUUCUUCAUUUGUGCAUCAGGACACUGGCUAUGAGACCAUGGAUCAGGAUGGCUCGCCAUUGGACUCGGACUCGCGCGACGGCAGACUUGGAUCACUGGACGCGGCAUUCCACUCUCAGUCACCUCCCAUGAUGGGUUUUCAGCCCACCCAUUUUGGUAUGGCUCUGGGCCAUGGCAUGCCGUCCUCGGCCGAAAAGUUUCGUUACCAUGCGACCUUGAACGCUCCCACGGCCAUGAUCAAGCAGGCCGAUGAGAUACCCGUGACAUACCUCAACAAGGGUCAAGCCUACUCUCUGUCUGUUGUAGACACUGGUGCAGUACUCCCACUUGCUCCUGGGACUCGAUAUAGAACCUUUGUGCGCGUAUCUUUCGAGGACGAUCAACAGCGGCAGAAGCCUGGGGUUUGUUGGAGUCUCUGGAAGGAGGGACGGGGCACCAACGAAGCGCACCAGCGAGGGGGCAAGUUGCAGGCUGUUGAAUACGUCGAGGCUGGGCAACCAGCCGAGGGUGAUGACAAGAGGACGCGGAUUGAGCUGGACACGGCUUCCUUUGACGGUUUCUCUGUAAUUUGGACUCCCGGCGCAAACGGAGGGGCCGAGUGCAACAUUGCCGUCAGGUUCAACUUUCUUUCAACCGACUUUAGCCAUUCCAAGGGUGUCAAGGGUAUUCCGGUUCGACUGUGCGCCAAGACUGUUCCGUUUCCCGCUGGCAGCACUUCACCAACAUCAGACGCUGGCGCCGAGAUCUGUUACUGCAAGGUCAAGCUCUUCCGGGACCAUGGUGCCGAGCGCAAACUGGCCAAUGAUGUUGCUCACGUCAAAAAGACAAUCGACAAGCUCAAGCAACAGAUAGCGCAGGCCGAGAGUGGUAUGAAGGAUUUUGGCAAGAGAAAGCGAGGCUCCACUUCUCAAGCAAAAUCACAGGAUGCCCAGCGCCCUGGAAAGGUUCAAAAGCACAAGAGAACAUGGUCCAUGUCCUCGGCCAGUUCGGCAGGAGGGGGCACUGGAGGCGGUGGUGGUCGGCCGUCCUUGGAGGAUGAUCUACAUUUCAAACUUCAAACCUUGCAAGACAUGUUUACGAGUACACGACCCGUGAGCAUCUUGUACUUGAGGGGAGAGGACCUCGACGAUCCCGAUUUGCACCCAGUGACUCUGGCAGGAGAACCUACCGAUCUCACCAAGGUCGAAUCGAAGGACAGCGCCGCCUGGCGGAGUGGAAGGAGCUCUGUAGCUGGCUCUUCGCUCGUCUCUCCGUCGCCGAGCAACAUGUCGCUGCAGUCGCAGGCAUCGGUUGCGCCCAAGGCGCAGUGGAACGACUUUUCUGCUUCUGGAGAGACUUCAGCAGCACCGCUUGACCAACCUACCAAGGUCAAUAAAAUCGACGAGGCUGGAAACUUGAGUGGUUGGAUCGAAGCCCUCGGUGUUGACCAAUCCUACCGACCGCCCGCGGAUCGGUCGCCCAAACCCGUCGCAUGCUUUUAUAUUGCUCGUCGCCAAGCUUCUGCGGACAAGAAGGAAUUGCACCGAGCCAUCUAUCUACACAAGAGGAGUCUAGCAGAAUUUGCGACUCGCAUCGCAGCAAAGUGGAGCCUUGAUUUCAACAAAAUUGUUCGCACAGUGCAUGCUCUGGAGAGCGGCCUGGACGUUGAAAUGGACGACGACGUGAUUGAAGCUCUUUCCGAAGGCCAGGACAUGCUCUUGGACGUGGUUGAGGUCGAGACAAAAGUUCCUCAACCAAAGCGAGAAUGGGAAAUGGCAGUGGACGAACCCGAGGAGGAAACAUCGUCGGCCCACAGCGUGCUGCGUACGACAAUCGGCUACGAACUGCGACUUACUUUCUAA